AGAGGCUGACGUAGAUUGUUUGGCACGCUCGCGCCUCCGCUCCCAUGUGCUCGCUUUACUCAGAAGUUAAACUCAUUAAUAUGUAAUUAUGCUCUUUAUUAAUUGUUUUUAAUGCUGGUUUCGCGCAGUUGUUGUUGUAUUUUUAAGUAAAUUAAGUAUAAAGUAACACAGAGCUCGAGCGGGGGACGCGUGGCCGGAGCUCAGCAGCGGCAGCAGCGGCAGCACAUGUCCGGGCUUGUUUGGGCCGGUGUUUCUCAGCCGGAGCCCGGAGCGCGCGGACAGCAUGGCGAACCGAUUCCCCGCUCAGCUCUUCCCACAUUUCUACCAGGACGGACCUCCAGAACAUCGAGCUAAACAUGUUUAUGACGGCUGGGGCUCCUACGGACAAAUACUGCGGGGAGACGAUGAGCCAGCUCAGGGUGAGAUGGAGGGGGAAAUGCUGUGGGGGUUCAAGGCCCAGCAUAAGAAGAAGGGAGAAAUGUGGAUCCCUGUUGAGCCAGUGGUAACCCCAUUGCUGCCUCCCAAUAAAGCUGGCAAAAUCCCCUCAGGCCCACCUUCCAGUCCAGAUAAUUUCCCAGAGCAUAUUCAGCAUUUCCAUGUACAUCACUGUAUGGAUUCCUUCUCCACCAUGGGUCAUCUGCUUGGAGAACACUUCAACUUUCAUAAAAACAAACCACGUAAGGGUUGCAUCAACAUGGGGAGAAUGAAGAAUGUAGUAAGAAGAUUAAAGUAUAAAAAGUGUGAAGUCAGGCAUGCUUCAAGCUACGUGCAUCGCUACCACCACCUGCUGGAGGACGUGAUCUGUGACAUUCCAUCAGCUCUUCUGGCUGAGCUUCUUCAUGAGGAGUUGACUUUCCAGAGGCAGCAGGAGCAGUUCCGCUCAGAUAUCACCGGAGGUGUUCUAGGCUGCGUUCCUCUUCCAAACAUCGAGAAUCAAAAUGAGAUCUGUCUGAUCUAUCCUAGAGGAGCAGCACUGGACUCUCUCAAUUUCCACCGGGUGGUGCUGGAGUUCAACGAGGGGAAGCCCAGUGUAGAUAUGAGUAACACGUCUCUGGUGUAUAAUCUGAAAGGGACAGUCCGGCAGAUCAGCACAGUCAGAGUGGAUGAUAAAGGUUUGGUCGGUGUGCGCUCGGAUUACUCCUGUGGUACGUGGGUAAUAAAAGAUGGUGAGCGUCCACGGCCUUUAGAGGUAAUCCAGCUGAAAGAGCCCUGCACCAGCCUCAACGUCAGUCCUCAUAUUUGUGGAGAAUUUGUGGUAGCCAGCGAGAGUGGAUCAGCCUAUCUUUGGACUGUGGGAAAACGUCCACAGAAGUUUCGAGAUGAAAAAACAAACCUGUACUUCAACGAUAAGUCGGAUUGGCGGUGGUGUGAGUUUUCAGCACAUCCGAGGGUGAUGGUUUUUGCUGACAGGACUGGAGCAGAGCUCACAGACAGCCGGAGCAGCGACUGUUCUCACACUCUUUUCCGGAUUGGGAAGACAGCCGGCUGUAAAAGCGGGGAAAGGCUGAUUGUAUCCAAGUAUAUGGGCGAGGUCCAUCCCUACCACCACCUUUUCACCACACAGUUCUCAGCGUACAUCCUGGAUGAGCGAAUGCCAAGUAUUCCUGCACUGAAAUGGGAGCACAUGAUGGAGUCUCCUCCAUGUUUUGCCCGUGUUUUACCAGCACUGGAUUCUAGCACCUCGACCAAAAUUCUCCUGGGGGCUCAGAGAGCUCAGGAGACUGUGCUGCUUAAUUAUACAGGAGGAUGUGAGCAGCCAUGUCAGUCAGAUGGUCCGCUUCAGAAGCUCUACAGUCCGUGUGAAGGUUUAAAGCAUCAGCUGCUCCCUCACAAACAGCAAGAGGUGGAGAAGAGACUGGGAGUACUUGCUGCAGGCCUGACUGCAACCCAGAGCAAUGGCUUCUUGACUGUCUUCCAGUUCACUGAAGCUGGAGACUUAUUCUCCCAGACGCUUAAGUUACAUUUGGACACAACCAGCUCUCAAAAAGAUCUAUCUGCAGCAAACUGUGACAUAGAUUUAGUAGACCUGCCAUCCAAGGACAAACCAGCUGAGGAACCUCGAAAAGACUCUAUUCCGCAAGAAACCUCAACUGUAUCCGAAGAGGAGCAGCUUUUGGACAGCGAUUUUGAACAAGAGCUAAGGCAGCGAAUGCUGAGCCAACUAGAAGUUGUCACCAAUGAUGACCAGGAUGGUUCUCUCACUUCAGACACAGAAGUAAGGAUUAGCUGUGAACCUGCCCCUGUUCCUGAGUCAUCAGUUGAUAUAGCCCAGAACAUCCAGACUCGUUCAGUAAGACCGGCAGACCCAGAGAAUGCUAGCGAAGAGUUAAAACUUAUCUGGAAAAAAUGGCUAAACUCUCUUCUAGAUCUGAACACAAGAAAGAAGCGAAGCCUGAAACAUAGGCGUCUCAAGACCAAUGAUAUACAGGUUAAAGUCCAUCGCAGAGAUCAGCUUAAGGAGAAGGAGAGGUUUCAGAAGUUGAGGAACGGCCUAAACGAUGCCCUGAAGAACAAAAAGCUGUUUGUUCACGGGGGUUCCUGCUUGCCUCCUCUAGAUAUCACCCCUGUUCCAGACACAGUGGACCCGUCAGACUGGUUGGAUGACCUUAGCCAGCGGUUAAGUGCCUCUUGGGCAGGUGGCUGGAAGAACUGGUGGGAAGAUAAGCUUGGCCUGAACCGAGACUCCAAGAUCCAAGCUUUACGCAGGAAACGCAGACAGGAGAAGCGUGCCAGAGCCCGAUACCGUGUGGCACUUUCCGGAAGUUUCACCUCGUCUACCAGCUAUCAGGACACUCUUUCAGGGUGGUCUUCUUCUACCAGUCAGUAUCUGGGUUCUGACUCGGAAAGCUUUGCAACUUCUCAGAGUGCUGCAGAGGAUAUUCCACUGUCAGAACCUGAGACACUACCCAAGAGCCCUGUUGUUGAGGAAUUCCCCAGGAGUGAGGGCACAGCGUGUUCCUCACAAGCUAUAGAAUCAAUAAAACCUUUUUCACAUACUUCAGAAAGGCUUGAACUGGACCAUGCCUUGCCUAUUUCUCAGAAUCAAAACCAGAAACAUCUUCCUAAAAAGGUUUCUACUGUUGAGACUCAAUCUGUGCUAUCUCCCUUACAAAUGUUGAAAGAAUCACUCUACAGCCAGCAGAGGCAAAGUCGUCAGCAGCUACAAAAGGACUACCUCAGCUCUCUGUUUGGCUCUCAGGAACCGUCCCAACACCCUGUGGAGGUCCACGACAACAGCCAAUUGUCGUCCUCAGGAACUCUAAGGAUGCAGAGCUCAGGUUACUCGCUUGCAAUGCAGCGUCUAUCUCAAAACAGGUCGUCCUCACAGGCCUCCCAGCCUCAGAAAAAGAAGUCUCGGAUGGGAUUCUGAGACAGUGAGCCCUUUACCUCUCGCUCUCGUCCCAGCUGGCCUCUGGGAUUGUGGGGAGUUCGGGGACGCUGUAGUAGCUGCUGUGGAGGUUCUGGGCAGUCCGACGGGAAACAAUCCACACCAGCUUCCUGUGGUCUGGUUUGGCACAUUCUGGGGAGGCAUACUGUGCGAGGCACUGACCCACCAGCCCUCUCCAACGCUGGAGCUCUGGCUCAGAUAUCUGCGCAUGCACAGGAAUCAAAAGAAGAGUACUUGGUUACAUAACAUUCAGGGGCAGGAAAGUUACUGAUAACCUACACUGACUCCCUCACUCGCUCUCCCCCCUCUUAGGGGGUAAACGGAUAGUCCAGACCGCUAUGGGUGGCUCCUGUGACGUUACAGAGCAUGCCUGUAAUACUUUAUGUCUCAGAGAAAGCUCUGAUAUAUAUUUUUAGUGGCAGCUUGCAUCACAGCUGGGGUCAAACCCAGAUUCAAAUGUCUGCCCUACUUUUUUUAUACUGUAAUGACAGUCUGACAGGAAGGAGUGUUUUUAUGUUGUUUUUUUUUUCCUCCUAAACAAUUAAACUAAAAUCAUGAUCAUGA
This is a messenger RNA of Astyanax mexicanus (Mexican tetra), 3952 nucleotides long. RefSeq names its product TATA-box binding protein associated factor, RNA polymerase I subunit C (gene taf1c). The record is from RefSeq and is a predicted model, not a curated record. Gene Ontology annotation, cellular component: fibrillar center. Gene Ontology annotation, molecular function: protein binding; RNA polymerase I core promoter sequence-specific DNA binding. Bases 284 to 3370 code for a protein of 1028 amino acids. Lineage: Eukaryota; Metazoa; Chordata; Actinopteri; Characiformes; Acestrorhamphidae. Gene Ontology annotation, biological process: transcription by RNA polymerase I. The transcript has 15 exons.